GAGAAAACUCUCUUUCUUGUUUCUUCUUUCUUCUUUCUCUUCGCACCAAAAGCAACAUCAGGACUUGGCGGUGGUGGCGACGGCGGCGAAAGUGACAACAGCCAACAGGAACGGCGGCGGAAAAAUGUUUCUCAAAUCAGUCCGUACACAUAUCGAAGUUUGCGUGAUUGGACAUGCUUAACAAUAAGAACAAAAGCUUUUUCUCAAUGAGCUGCGACGAGUUUAUGGAUCUUUCAAGAAUAUUGUGUUUGAUGAGAAUGCUCACACUUGAAGAAACUUGUGCCAGAGUAUGAUCAAUUUUUUGUAACAAAUUGAUUACUUAUCAGUUUCUGUGAUUCAUUAUUUUAGCCAUGUCGGAAGCGUCGAAAAGUUUGGGUGGCCAUGAAAGAGUAGGACCUGAUUACUUUGGUUAUUAUUCUUCUGAAGUUGUUAAUCUGUUGUCACAAGAUGAGGAUGCUUUGUCUGUUGCUACCGAUGCGUCCGAGGUGCCUCAAAAUAAGUGUGGAGAAGGAGAGAACAAUGCAGUUGGUACCAAUGGCAAUUGUUCCGGGGAAUUGUUCAGUGAUGGCAUUGGAGCUGGGCUUUCAGACCUGAAAAAGGACAGAUUACGAUCACUGCUCAGACAGAGUGUCACUACUCUUUCGUCCGAAGUUGAUGAGGUGGUAGACCCUGUUUUUGCUAUACAUCAAUUGCAAUCUAAACAAAGAAGUAAAAAACAGACGCUGGAUCAUACAGCUGUUGCAUCAAACAAUGCUCAGCAUAUUCCUUGUAAAAAGUCAAAGAUCUUAUCACCGCCCUCUUCAGCUAGCCUCCAUGAACAAUUUAGUGAUGUCAAUCCCACAUGCAGUACAGAGGUGAAUGAUGAUCUCCAGUUUCUAUUAGAGAAUGACAGUGUGGAGGUUCAGGAGAUGGUGAAGAACUGUGCAAAUGAACUGAAUGGAACAUUGGAAUACAUGGAAAAACAACUGGAGGUACUACUUGAUGCUGUAACGUCAAAGUGCAGGCCCAUGACCCUUGGUGAGAGGCAACAGCUUCAGAGAAUGAUUCAGAAACUACCAGCAAAAAAUCUUGACCGAAUCGCUGAGAUAAUUUGUCGAAGUAGGCCUACAGAACAACCAAAUUGUGAUAAAAUCUUUGUUGAUCUGGAAAAAGAGGAUAAUGCUACACUUUGGAGACUGUAUUAUUAUGUUGAAGCUGUUGAGAAAGCCAAAACACUCUCUUGCACUCAAGAGGUUUAGUUUUAUAAGUGCUUUUUGAAAACUUGACCUCUAAUUCUAGUUCAUUAGAAUUCAAUAUCAACAUUAAGAAAAUUCAUUUGUGCUGAGUAUAUAGAUUUUCAUCUUUCUAAUGUAGAGGGGGUUUGGUGAUACCAAAUGAAGUAUCAACCAUACUUUGUGCCCCAAAUUGGAAGCAUUUGACAUUUAAUUAGAAUUUUUUUUUGA
This is a messenger RNA of Arachis duranensis, 1442 nucleotides long. RefSeq lists its product as uncharacterized. The transcript is spliced from 8 exons. Lineage: Eukaryota; Viridiplantae; Streptophyta; Magnoliopsida; Fabales; Fabaceae. Bases 351 to 1238 code for a protein of 295 amino acids. The record is from RefSeq and is a predicted model, not a curated record.